Colletotrichum truncatum is the source of this 657-nucleotide messenger RNA. The record is from RefSeq and is a predicted model, not a curated record. NCBI's taxonomy places the organism in Eukaryota, Fungi, Ascomycota, Sordariomycetes, Glomerellales, Glomerellaceae.
AUGGCUAUUUCCCCCUCCGUUCUCCCAAUCUCCGACCCUGAUUUCCCAACACUAGUAGAUUUUAUCUACAGCUCCAAAGUCGAUCUCGCAAUUAACCGUUUCCUCUACCGCGAUUGGCCAAACGAAUCCGCCCAGAAGCUGGUUUGCAGACAAGCCGUAGAGUCCAGUUUCAACGAUCCAGCAGCCCACUGCCUGAAAGCUGUGGAUCCCCAGUCUGGGGAUGUAAUCGGGUAUCUUGUACUUACGCGAAGAAAACCUGCAGAAGGUAGCUCGCCGAAGGAGGAAAGCACUGGAGGCCAAGAUGUCCCGGAGAGAAUGAACCCAGAAGUGUUCUCCACGCUUAUGCAGGCAGCGAAGGAGAUUAGUCAAGAGGCAGACAAGCUCGACUGCUUUGAAAUAACAUUUAUAUAUGUUAAGCUUUCGCAUCGCAAACUAGGCGUAGGCUCACGAUUAAUACAGGAAGCUCGCGCGAGGGCUAAAGCCGAAGGCAUUGCGCUUUCUCUCUGCUCCGAGCCUACAGCCUAUGAAUUCUAUGUGAAAAGGGGAUUUCAAGAUAUAAAGCAUGUCGAUAUUGACCUCUGUAGGUGGACGCCACCUUAUAGUGGCUAUGGUGUAUACCGAUAUACGGGAAUGGUGUUAGACUCUGGCAAAAUAUAG